AUGUUUAGAGUGGCUGAGAAACGCCCACCGCAGGCGGUUUCAAUGUUCUUCACGGUUGCAGCGGCCAGUCCCCUGUUACUUCUCUUGAUCAUCUGGAUGAAGAUAGGAUUGCCUUUCAACUACUUCAAUAUUUAUUCCGUUCCAUUCCAUUUGGGUUAUGCCGGUAUUCUCGCACUCUACACUUGGUUCUGGCUGUGUGGAAACAUGUUCUCCACUUGUGUGUGGUUGGUUUACAUCGGCGGAUUUACGUUCAUUGCUGGUAAUAGAAUGUUGAGAAACAUUGCCACCGACAAGAAAUAA
This is a messenger RNA of Nicrophorus vespilloides, 300 nucleotides long. RefSeq names its product dolichyl-diphosphooligosaccharide--protein glycosyltransferase subunit 2-like. The record is from RefSeq and is a predicted model, not a curated record. The transcript has a single exon. Gene Ontology annotation, cellular component: oligosaccharyltransferase complex; membrane. Gene Ontology annotation, biological process: protein N-linked glycosylation. NCBI's taxonomy places the organism in Eukaryota, Metazoa, Arthropoda, Insecta, Coleoptera, Silphidae. The coding region runs from base 1 to 300 and encodes 99 amino acids.